AUGCGACUAUGUCAUGUCAGAAUCCAAGUAAGUCAUGGAGAUAUCAAGAAAGGUGGACGCUUCCUUCACUACAUUCAUAGGCCGUUUCAUGGCGAUGAAGAGUUCAAACAAGCUUUCUUGAAAGCACAGGAAGCGCUGAAAAAGGGUAUUCAUCCUGUUCUCAUCCCAGUUGGGAGCUCAGGGUCUUAUUUUGUUCGUGACGAGAACCUAGAGAACAUUGCAGUCUUCAAGCCAUCAGAUGAAGAACCCUUUGCAGCCUUGAAUCCCAAAUGGCCUAAGUUCUUCCAGAGGAUUCUCUGUUUCUGCUGCUUCGGACGAGCUUGUCUGAUUCCUAACAAUGGUUAUUUGUCAGAAACCGGGGCUAGCAUUGUCGAUGAUUUACUUCAGUUACAUAUUGUGCCUAAGACACGGGUCGUUCGUAUGGCUUCUCCAUCGUUUUUCUACUCUCGCUGUUGUGGACGCUAUGAAAUCAAACCGAAAGAAGGCAGCUUUCAGCUUUUCGUGAAGGGAUAUGAAAGUGCUCAGACGGUAUUUUCACGGUGGGACUAUGACAAGACUCUACUGUCGGAUGCUGAAGAAGAGAGAUUCAAAUAUCUUUUUCAAAAAAUGAUUGUUCUUGAUUAUAUCAUAAGGAAUACAGAUAGACAUAUGGACAACUUGUUGAUAAGACAUAUUCCCGGAAAAGUGAUAGAACUAGCUGCUAUAGAUAACGGUCUUGCCUUUCCCGUGAAACAUCCGGAGUUUGUGAGCCGUUUUAGAACGUUCCCUUUCCGUUGGACCGAAUACCGCUGGGCGCAACAGCCGUGGGAUCCUGCAUUACGGGAGCAUUUGCUGGCUUUGAUCAACCCUGCCUUUCUUCAUGACCUUUGCCAUGAACUCAAGGUAUGGAAUUUGUAUGAUUGCCUCGCCAAAAAUGAAACGCCGGACAGUUUAAUCAUGAAGGAGCCGAUACUCGUCACGAGAAGAUAUCGACGGAAUCGACCCAACACUGAUAACUGGGCCCAGUGGUUUCGGGUUCGUCAUUGCAACAACUAUAGUCGUGCAUGUUGCUGA
Molecule: messenger RNA, 1053 nt
Organism: Haemonchus placei
Lineage: Eukaryota; Metazoa; Nematoda; Chromadorea; Rhabditida; Trichostrongylidae
Source: the annotation of a GenBank genome assembly